GACUUGUUGUAGUUGACAUGAGAGCGAAAAAUCUGCAGUGAUCCGGCUCAGCACAUCCUUCGUAAAGACCUUCUAAAAUUAAUAUAGAUUCUUCCUGACUAUUUCACGUACAUCAUUGACUGUAAUCCACAUUUUGUGUUAGGUAUUCACGUUUUUAUCUGAACCGGAAGACCUUAAAGAAAUCAAAGUUCGCAGGGAGGUGACAUCUGCUGACUUCAUUGAAUGAGGUUUAACACAAAUUAGCAUUUGUUUUGGUUCGAUACCCACAGAAAAUUAAACACGCCCAACUUUCAUUCAGAAGAAGCUGGACACACAUUCAUAUUAAUCUGCAGGUUAACGGUGACGAGCUGGCGCAGGUUGUGGGUUGUCCGUGGAUAAUGCGAGACAGUGGCGGUAGCCUGGCCCAGAACCGCUGGCAGGGAGACCUGGGUCUGACCGCUGUGGGGCAGGACGACACCGGAGGAGGUGGAAUUCCUGGAGACCACCUCAUAGUCCCAGUGUCAGGUCACAGUGUACCCAGCCCCAUGCACCUCAGACUAGGGCAGAAAGAGAAGGUGUGGACAGGCGAGUAUGUAGACGAAGAGGAUGAUGGGAUGGGUAGGAUCGAGGAAAUAGGCGAUGAGGAAGAAGAAAACAAUCUGGAUGGGGAGGAGGAAGAUGAGGGCGAGUUUGAGGGCAAGGCUUGGGAUAACAAUGAUGGGGAUGAAGAGGAGGAGGAUGUGGAAGAAGAAGGAGACCAGGCGGAGGUGGAGUGGGGAAUCCCAGACUUUCCCUCCCAGUCCACCCAGCACCCUCAUUCACAACAACACCAACAUGGACCAGAACAGAAGGCAGAAGAAGGUGGUGAUGUCAUUGUAGAGGAUACUGUUUCCCAGGCUGAAGCAGGGGACUUGUUCAGGUCCCACCUUAGCAGGUACAGGGCUCUGAGGAGGCUUAGGCGCUGGCAGCGUUUGCGAUCCCAUGGAGGCCUUGGAUUUCGGCUCACCCAGCACUGGAAGAGCUGGCGACAGCGGGCCCAGUGGGUAUGCUCCCAAGGGCACCGGUGGAACCGGAGAGGGCAAAGGUACAGUCUGUACGGCAAGCAGAGGAGGAUAAAAAGAUAUCCGCAAUCACCAGACACCGAUGGGGAUGAUGACAGCUAUGAUGAGAGGUUCACAGAGUCUGAAAGAGCAGAUAAACCGAUAAAUGGCUGCUCUCUAGACAAGCAAGAGGACAGAGGGAGACGGGAAGUGGAGGUCAAACCAGUGGAGCUGGCACUUACUGAGGAGCAUAUGAGUUGUGUGACUGGUAUUCUUGAAGAGUCUCUACAACAGUAUGGCAGUUUGAUCCCCAUUCAUGUGGAUGACAUCGUGGAGAAGCUUCAGGACAUCUUCAGUGAGAGCUUCUCACAGCCACAUAGGAAAGCAGUGGUCCAGCACCUAAUACAGUCCUUCCAGCGUUCAUCAGGAUCAGCCCUGGCUAAAAUAUUCAGAGUCAACUACAAACGCCACGUUCUGACCAUGGAUGACCUUGGCACUCUGUAUGGACAGAACUGGCUCAACGACCAGGUUAUGAACAUGUAUGGUGACCUGGUCAUGGACUCUGUGCCAGAGAAGGUUCACUUUUUCAACAGCUUCUUUUAUGAUAAGCUAAGGACAAAAGGCUAUGAAGGUGUCAAACGGUGGACGAAAAAUGUUGACAUCUUUCAGAAGGAUCUUUUGUUGAUCCCCAUCCACCUGGAGGUCCACUGGUCGCUGGUCAGUGUUGACAUUCCUCGUCGAGCCAUCACUUACUUUGACUCUCAGCGGACCCUCAACAGACGCUGCCCAAAGCACAUUUUUAAGUAUCUGCAAGCGGAGGCCAUCAAAAAAGACCAACAAGACUUUCUGAUGGGAUGGAAAGGCUUUUUCAAAAUGAAUGUGGGUCGUCAAAACAACGACAGUGACUGUGGAGCUUUUGUGCUACAGUACUGCAAGUGUCUUGCACUAGGGCAGCCAUUCAGCUUUGGUCAGCAGGAUAUGCCCCGACUGAGGAGGCAAAUGUACAAAGAACUGUGUCACUGCAAGCUCACCCUGUGACCCACCACCCCUACCCCAGCUUGCCAUCUCCACCUGCUCCCACCCACAACUCUAACAAGAUGGAGGGACAAUUAUAUAACAAGAAGAGGACAAGGGGAGCAAAUGAUUGACUGGAAAAAGAGAAACUUUUUAAAACUUUAUUUUUCUCUGCCAACAUCCAGAGAAACAACUUCUUCUAUUGUUGGUGAUGUCAUUGUUUCACUUUUUUGUCUCUCUUUGCUUCCCUCUCUCCACCCUUUGAAAACUCUGAUUUAAUUUCCAUGUCAUGGUUAUUCCUUUGUGGUUGACAGAGGCCAAGACUAGCUUCCGUUUUGGGAAUGUGCUAAUCUUUCAUCCUAUCGUAGUCCACUUGUGUUUUUCAGUCUGAAUGGGAGCAUGAAGACGAUCAUGAAGAUAUAUAAAGAAUCCAGUCUAGAUGCAGGGUUGGACCACAGUCACAUCUGACUUACUUUCAUGUAAGAUGCCUGAACACUUGAGUGCAGAGGUAGCGUGGCUGUAUGGCAAAAAUUAUUUGAACCAGUCUUUGUAAGCUUGUGGUUAAAUAGUACCAGUGGAUUUUCAUGCCUGCCAUCCAUCUAAUCCAUGCAAUAUGUUGUGUUCCAUUCCAAAUUGUCAGAAGUGUGAGAAACUCUCAGCUGAUACCUUUGAAACCAAGAAAAAAAACAACCUGCUGCAGUCAAUGUUAUGUUAACAAUGAUAUCUAUCUAGUUAGCACAUAAUUUCCCACUGCAGUGCAACAUGACAUUUUCAAUGUAUAAUAUUUAGUUAACAAUUUCCAACAAGAUGUUUAGAUGGAUUUAAAGUAAUGCUAAAAAUGGAACUUAGAAUGCAUAGUUGAGGCUGCCAUGUUGACGACAGAAAGCACAGUUUCGGUGUAUGAAGAGACGUUCUAGUGCAUCUUUCUGAGGAAAAUCACAAAUAACACAACAUCUUUGGAGUACGCCACAUAUUGACCCCUGUGCCGGAAACUUCCUCUGCCCCCCAAUCACUCUUCCCAGUCAUACAAACAUCUUUAUGUGGGAGACUGGAUCUACAUCCGUGGAUUAAUGCAAGCCAGAAUUAGAAUUAGACAAGCCAGAAUUACAUAUUGGCCCAAAGAAGGGGUACCUUUACAUUGCAUUUAUCCUUUUCUGUGUUUUAUCUGUGAGUAAAUGUGUUGAUAUGCUUAUUGCUUUAAACAAAUUGUGUUAAAAGGAGGACUACUAAUUUGUGUUAUUUUUGGAGUAAGUACAAAAGAGAUCCUCUGGUUAGUAUUUCGUUGAAAGUUUCAGAGCCAUUUUGGUGAGGACCACGACUUCUACGCAACAGAUCCAGUAUGUCUGCAAUAGAGUUACAGUACCCUCCUCUUCUUUUUAUAAUGAAAGACAAAUUUGUUUGUAGCUGUGUGUUUUUGAUUUUUUUUUCUUCUUGUUUUUUUAAACAUGAGUUGAUGCAACAGAGUUGACAGUUUUAUAUAUCUUCUACAAUGCAUUAUGGUUGCUAAAAAUAAAAAUACACGGUAAACAAU
Morone saxatilis (striped sea-bass) is the source of this 3564-nucleotide messenger RNA. Its product is annotated as sentrin-specific protease 3-like. Bases 378 to 2057 code for a protein of 559 amino acids. NCBI's taxonomy places the organism in Eukaryota, Metazoa, Chordata, Actinopteri, Moronidae. Gene Ontology annotation, cellular component: nucleus. Gene Ontology annotation, molecular function: deSUMOylase activity. The transcript has 12 exons. Gene Ontology annotation, biological process: protein desumoylation. The record is from RefSeq and is a predicted model, not a curated record.